GCUCCCCGGUCUAACAACACAGCCAAAGCUAGAGCUAUAGCACUAAGGAUGAAGGCAUUGCAAAUGAAAAGAGGUCAAAAGAUCGUGUCAAAACCAGCUGUUGAACAUAUGCAGGAUGUACCACUAAAAUCUACCUUCGCUCAGCAAGAUGCAGCCCCUAAUAAAGCUGCAACCCCCAAGAAAGCUCAAGCGACAUCAAGAAAAACAAUGUUGACACUUGCUCACUCUAACAAAUCUGCAUCCCCAAAGAGAAGUGUAUCCAAGCAAGCUGGUAAGUCCAAGAAGGCAGCAUAUGCACGUAAUGUUGGAAAGAGCAAGGCCCUUGAUGAAGAGGACAACCUAACCGGUGGACUACAGUUACUUAAGCGUGGGAUGGUAACGAUGAAUCGCAUUUCAAGGCGACUUAUUCGUGGAAAGAGGCUGAAAGUUGAGUGUAAUGCUCAAGGGGAACCAAUUGGAAAGGCAGCUAAGGAGAUGCAGUCCUAUAUUGGGGUAUUGGCACGUACAAGGAUCCCGAUAUCUAUAAAGGAUUGGAGAGAAGUGAAAUUAGAUGAGAAAGACAAAAUCUGGGAAAGUAUUGAGGAAGCAUUUGUGGUGCCUAAGGAGUGGAAGAAAUUGGUUAUUACAUCAGCCGCCAAUAAAUGGAGAGAAUUCAAGAGCAAGUUGACAAACUGGUACAUUAUGCCAUAUUUGGAUAACCCUGAACUGUUGGAGUUCCCUCCCGAUGAUUAUCGAUCCAUUGACCAGCGUGACUGGGAUAAGUUUGUUGCUGAUAGGACUACCACAAAAUUUAAGGAACUUCGCGAGGCACAAAUAAAAAAGCGAAAGGAGAAUAAGUACCCUCAUCGAAUGGCGCGAAAAGGAUAUGCUAAUCUUCAAGAAGAACUGUCUGAAACAAUACCGAUCGAAGAACUUGAUCGUGCGACAAUGUGGGUAAAGGCACGACAAGACAAGACCGGCAACUUCAACGGGCCGGAAGUCAAGAAGACAGUUGAAAAAAUUGACAAACUAAGGCAAAAAUUGUGUGAAGGUGAAGUGAAUUCUUCUGGAUCAGAUGAUAUUCUAACAUUGGCAUUGGGAAACCCCGAGGCCCCUGGCAGGGUACGAGGUGUUGGUGGCUUUGUCAAGCCGGCUGCUUACUUUAAUAUACCAAAACGCCGAAAGGAAUCUGUACAAGACACCUUGAGGGUGAGUGUGAAGAGGAUAUUAGCUGAAGAGAAAGAAACUAUCAUUGCCAAUGAAAGAGCUAAAUGGGAGCUGGAGAUGGAACAUCACAUUGCCAAGGAAAUAGCUGUUUGGGAGGAUAGGUUUAAGAAGUUGGAAGAAAAGGUUGCGAGGAAAGAGGUUGACAAUGAUUCAUUGAAAACGUUGACACCAUUGAAUGAUAUUGGUUCUGGACAAGGCAGCUGUUCCCGGCAAAAUGACAAGGGUAUGAAGGUUGGUCAAACUGAGCUUGCUAGAAAUGUCAAGAAGAAGUUAAUCUUGAACAAUGCUGCACAAGUGGAUGUUGAAGAGGAGACUGCUAUGCCGUUUCUGGAUAGUAAAUUGAGCAGCAAAUUUGCAUCGGUUAUUGAGGAUGAUGUUGGGAUAGUUGGUAGACCUCUCAUCAAGACUAAAUUCUGGGAAGAAGUUCCGAAAUCUCAGGUUAUGACCAAUACGGUCAAGUUGGAGUCUAAGCUAGCAAUAAAUUCAUUGGAUAAUGUAGUUGCUCUUGGAACCAUCGUUGAAGUUGAUAUUGAGGCCAGCAAACAAACAAUCCAUGGUGUUCCAAUGGGAGAGGAAAAUGUGCGCGUGUCAGUCACGAAAGCUAUUGUUGAAGAUGCUUUGCUACCAUUUCCUAUCAAAGAUGAGAUUGUCAAAAUACGCGAUGCGAUUGGCACAUGCGUUGCUUGGCCUAAAAACUUGAUUAUACCCCCCACAGUUGAGCAAAAGGAAGGAGUAAAGCGUAAAAUUGUGAAGAAGAGAAAUAGAGACAUAUAUGAUGAUGAUGAUCAUGAUGACCUUCAAAACCUGCCAGCCAAGUUGCCUUUACCCCUAAAGAUGUUGUGCCAAUGGGCCAACACAUUCUUAAAGGAUGGGUUCACCAUCCACACCACUUUGGGAGAAGAGCUUUUAGGCCAUCCAAAGAAGGUAGCUAUCUUUAGGAGGGAUGUGUAUGCCAUGACCAACAUGAAGGAGAUAUCGAACGGCUCAUUAGUGAUGUAUAUGAGCUACCUCUAUCAGGUUUUGAAGAAAACAAAGAUGCUGGAAAUGAUCGCCUUCAUAGACCCUGAUCACACUGGUGCACUUGCGUGUGGAAAUCCAACAGAACGAGCUCGUUCUCUAGCUGUUCGGUAUGGAAAUGGGAAGCCUGGCCAGGUUUUUCUAGUUCCAUAUAACUCAGGUUGUCAUUGGAUGUUGACGGUUGUGAACCCCGGUGAAGAAGUGGUGCACUUCAUGGAUCCAUUAAAGAGGCGACUCAUCACCGGUGAAUGGAAAACUAUUGUGGACGAUUCCAUCAGAAUAUACAAUGCACAGAAAAAUAAGAAAGGCAGAAAAAUAGUUCAAUGGAAAAAUUGUGCGGGCAUUCCGGAGCAAUUGGGCGAUAAAACUUGUGGACUGUGGAUUAUGCAUUACAUGAAAGACAUAGCGGAGGACAAAAAUCAACAGUGGAGUGCUAAGUGGGAAAGGAAAGCAAAUCACUUCUACACACAAAAAGACAUUGAUCAGGUCCGGGCCGAGUGGGCAAAGUAUGUCAGCCAAUUUCAGCAAAGCUAGUGUGUCGAGAAGAUUCUAAUUUUGGACAUGCAUCAUCUAUAACCCAUAUUAACUAGUUAUGCAGUUGGUCUAAGUAUCUAUUUUUGGCCUGCAAGUACAGUUUAUGAUCAGUAGCUAGUAUGAGAUAUCAGUGGUUUUUUGGGUUACAUUUGUUGAUCAUACCAACUGCUAUGGGUUAUUGAACUGAUGUUUAUUAAGUUUAGCUCCAUGAUGGAUGUAUGUAUAGCUCCAGGAACAGAUUGAUCAAAUAUUGGUAUUUUUG
Molecule: messenger RNA, 3019 nt
Organism: Rosa rugosa (rugosa rose)
Lineage: Eukaryota; Viridiplantae; Streptophyta; Magnoliopsida; Rosales; Rosaceae
Exons: 12
Coding region: 49-2757 (902 amino acids)
Biological process (GO): proteolysis
Molecular function (GO): cysteine-type peptidase activity
Source: RefSeq, a predicted model, not a curated record